CAUUCCCCAGCCGAACGCCAACAACGCCAGCAGCAGAUCCAGCGAUCAGCGUCAAAAGAGCCACAAACCACGAUUAGCCAGCAGCCAACCGCCAACCGCUAACCGCUAGCAUCGAUAACGAGCAGCUGUUUUGGGCCCAGUGUCAGAGAGUUAUCUGGCCGCAUCUGCCAACAGCAGCAGCGAUCCCCCGCAUCGUCGGCAUCAGCAGCAGGCAGCAGAAACAAGUGCAAAAGUGAAGUGAACUCCGCCGACAGCGACGCUCUCUCUCUGUCACCUCCAGCUCCACCUCCACCUCCAGCUACCUGCUCAGCCAGCCAGCUCCUCUGGUCUCUCGCGCUCCGGCUUCGUGCUCGCGCCGUGUGUUCGCCGCGGUUCGCUUUAGAUUCGGACUCGGAUUCGGACCCGAGAUCGGGUUCGUGUGGCGCUCCGCUCGCGCUCCAAGUCGCGCCGUAAAUUACUUGCAAAGUUAAAUUUAGUCUCGGCUUUUAAUACCGUUUUUGUGCGUUUUCGAGUUGGUCGUGUUUUUGUUAACAACCAAAUUCCAAUCAAAAAUCAAAAAUCAGCUUGGAACAAAGCCAAAAAAAAUAUAUUCUGAAGCGGAAAGCUCUUACAGCGCUUCAGAAGGAAAGACUUGUGAAGCUUGUGAAACAUUUCCCGGAUCCUGCCGACCGAUAAUCCUGCUGACAUUUUUUUCUUUGCCAAGUAGCCGAGCAAACUGCAUUAUUUUUUUUUCUGUUGAACAACUUGAACGGAGAUGUAAGCUACUCGCCCCCGCCGAGAACUGAGCCCCGCUUCCUGCUGACCAUUCAGAACAAUUAUUUUUCGACGCGGCCACCACACACAGCUCCGAAACGGCCAGCGCAGCAAGCCUUAAACAACAAUAUCCAAUUACAUAACAUUUAAUUGCAAAGAGCAGCAAUUUAAUAUCAUAAUUCGCAAACAAAAUCAACAAAAAAACCAAAUAAAAACGCGCUCACACACACUCCCGCAAGUGUGUACGCAUACGCAUACGCAUACGCAUACAGACGAAGGCGCAUUAAAAGACGGAAGUGGAUUCGGUUCGUACAGCGGCAAAGCGGCGCAUCCUGUUUUGGGCUUUUCCACACACACGCACACACACACACACACACGUACGGUCUCUGUCGCGCACACUCGUAUAAGAGCUGCGAUCACGUUUUCGCAAGACAUACAACGCCAGAGUCUUUCCUUUGGUUAACUGAUUAACCAGCACACUCGAAAAAAGGGGAACGGAGAACGGAGAACGGAGAGCACAGCAAGAGAAAUCCAGCAAGAUGACUGGUUUCACGAACGGUGGCUUCGAGAACGAUGAGCCCGUCAAGCCGAAAGCUGGUUUCGAGCCCGACAGCGCCUCGCUGCGAGAGAAAGUUGUGCUGAAUCCGGCCGAGAAAUGGCGCAUCUUAAAGAACAUCUCGAUCAUCUCGAUCGCCUUCAUGGUGCAGUUUACAGCGUUUCAAGGCACAGCCAAUCUGCAGUCAUCGAUCAACUCGAAGGAUGGCCUGGGCACUGUCUCGCUGAGCGCGAUCUAUGCGGCCUUGGUGGUGUCGUGCAUCUUCCUGCCCACCCUGAUCAUCCGCAAGCUGACCGUCAAGUGGACACUCGUCUUCAGCAUGCUCUGCUAUGCGCCCUACAUUGCCUUCCAGCUCUUCCCGCGCUUCUACACCCUCGUGCCCGCCGGCAUACUGGUGGGCAUGGGUGCGGCGCCCAUGUGGGCGUCCAAGGCGACCUACCUGACGCAGGUGGGACAAGUGUAUGCCAAGAUCACAGAACAGGCGGUCGAUGCCAUUAUUGUGCGGUUCUUUGGCUUCUUCUUCCUGGCCUGGCAGUCCGCCGAGCUUUGGGGCAAUCUGAUCUCCAGCUUGGUUCUUUCCAGCGGUGCCCACGGAUCCAGCAGCAGCAGCAACUCAACAAUCAGCGAGGAGGAUCUGCAGUAUUGCGGCGCCAACUUCUGCACCACCGGCGCCAAUGGACACGGCAACCUGGAGCGUCCGCCAGAGGAUGAGAUCUUCGAGAUCUCGAUGAUCUAUCUGUCGUGCAUCGUGGCCGCCGUCUGCAUCAUUGCCUUCUUCCUCGAUCCCCUCAAGCGCUACGGAGAGAAGCGUAAGGGCUCCAACUCCGCCGCCGAGAUCUCGGGCCUCCAACUGCUCUCGGCCACGUUCCGUCAGAUGAAGAAGCCCAACCUGCAGCUGCUCAUCCCCAUCACCGUCUUCAUCGGCAUGGAGCAGGCCUUCAUUGGUGCCGACUUCACCCAGGCCUACGUGGCCUGCGCCCUGGGCGUCAACAAGAUCGGCUUCGUGAUGAUCUGCUUCGGCGUUGUCAACGCCCUGUGCUCCAUUCUGUUCGGAUCUGUGAUGAAGUACAUUGGCCGCACGCCCAUCAUUGUCCUGGGAGCCGUGGUGCACUUCACUCUCAUUACGGUGGAGCUCUUCUGGCGACCCAAUCCCGACAAUCCCAUCAUCUUUUACGCCAUGUCCGGCCUGUGGGGCGUCGGCGAUGCCGUCUGGCAGACCCAGAUCAACGGCCUCUACGGGCUGCUCUUCCGCCGCAACAAGGAGGCGGCCUUCUCCAACUACCGCCUGUGGGAGUCCGCUGGCUUUGUGAUUGCCUAUGCCUAUGCCACCACGCUGUGCACCCGCAUGAAGCUGUACAUUCUGCUGGCGGUGCUCACGCUGGGCUGCAUUGGCUACGUCAUCGUCGAGAUUCUCUACAGGAAGAAGCAACGCAAGGUCAAGAAGCAGGAGAAGCUGGAGGCUGCCGAGAAGGAGAAGGAGGCCGCUGCCGCGGCUGCCGCCGCCCUUGCCGCAGCCGAGGCCGGCGUCGACGGCGUCGAGGAGACCGACGACGAGUUGGAUGAUCUCGAAGAAGAUAUUGUAGUCACGCGCCUGUAAAUGGAGUCAUCGGGGCCGAUAACUGUUAACUGUUUGAUCAAUCGUAUCGAUAGUCGAUGAUUGAAGAUCGAAACAAAAGAAAUCGUUGUAUAGCCAACGGCGUACUUAGUGCAUUGAACCCCCCUUACCCCCUUACCCCCUCGCCCAUCAAUUGUCACGCAUUAUCCCCAAAUCCCGACCACUCGCGACACCAGCCCCUCCUCCACAGAGAAAACCAUUUAGCUCAAAGACCACCCCGAGACGCACACACAUGCACCUCGCUAUGCAUGCACUACCCCCAAACCCAACCCCCUCCGCAUGUGUGUGUGUGCUUGGAUAACUUUAAUUUGUACAUAAAAAGAGAGAGAAAGGAGAGGGAGAGAGCCUCGAGAGAGAGCGCGAGAGGAGAACGAUAGGCAGGAGUUGUCGAAGAGCGAAAGAAAGCAGAAACUGCGGAAUACAUUUGCAUGUGUGUUAGUACACACACACACGCACACACACACACCACACACUACACACGUGAGUGCGUGCGGGCCCCUAAAUGCCUAUAAAAAAUUGUUAUUUUAUUUUAAAUCGUAUUUUAACUAUAGCCUCUACCCCUUAAAAAACAAAACACUUUUUCCUUUGUAAAUUGAGAGUAAUGAUUUGUUUUUUUUUUUUUUUUUUGUUGGUUUUGCCACUGAGA
Molecule: messenger RNA, 3570 nt
Organism: Drosophila subobscura
Lineage: Eukaryota; Metazoa; Arthropoda; Insecta; Diptera; Drosophilidae
Product: UNC93-like protein
Exons: 6
Coding region: 1293-2906 (537 amino acids)
Biological process (GO): regulation of muscle contraction; regulation of potassium ion transport
Cellular component (GO): striated muscle dense body; plasma membrane
Molecular function (GO): potassium channel regulator activity
Source: RefSeq, a predicted model, not a curated record